AUGGCUUUGGUUACGGGAGAAAUUUGGUUCAAGGUUCCCGAGUGCGUCAACAUUCGUUUCGAGGGCAAACCCGCCCGUGGGAUUGGCGGCAAAGAUGUGAUUCUCUACGUUCUUCAACAGCUCAAGAGAAACACGGUUGCUGCUGACCGUGUCGUGGAGUAUACUGGCCCGGGCCUGCAGUACCUUUCGCCGGAUGCCCGGUUUGCCAUAGCGAACAUGACAACUGAAUUCGGCGGGAUAACCGGGGUCUUCGUCCCGGAUGCAAUUACGCAAGAUUUCAUCCAGUCGCGGAAGCUACCGAAACACAAGAAGGACUCUCAUUAUUUCCGGCCCGAUGAAGACGCGGAAUACGCCGAGACCUGCGUUAUAGAUCUCGCAAAAGCUCAGUCUUUCAUCGCCAAGUAUCCCAAUCCUGAUGAUGUUGUGCCAGUGUCCGAAAUGACGAAUACGGUCCUUGAUGGUUGUUUUAUCGGUGCUUGUACCACUGCCGAAGAGGACCUUGUUCUUGGGGCUCUAGUACUUGAGCAAGGACUUAAGAACGGAAUGAGACCUGUCCAAAAGGGCAAACGAAAAGUCGUUCCUGGCUCACGUCCCAUCCUAGACAUGUUGCAGAAGACGGGUUUGACUGCCGUGUAUGAAGAAGCUGGGUUCGAGAUCGGCCUGCCGGGAUGUAGCUAUUGCGUUGGGUCGAUUGGUAACUUGGCGUCAGCCGCCACGGUCGCAGCAUCUUCCUUCUCGAUGAGCAUUACAGAUCCCCAACCAUUAAUCGAUAUGAUCGACUCGGGGCGCUGGGAUGCAAUCAAGGGCAGAGGGUCGCUGAAACCUUGGACGAGCUCUGAGCCUCUCUAUGUUGACCCACCCGAAUGUGCCACUGAAGGGCUCGGCACGGGUGACGGAAAGGGCGUAGACGCAGAAUCAGUGUCCUUGGAACACCCGGAUCAGGCAACAGGGCCUACGCCGGGUGUCCCUGAACGGACAGGAGAUUGCAUCAAGGGUAAAAUCCAACGGCUUGGUGAUUUCGUUGACACAGACGCUGUAAGUCUCUUGGGGAUUACAAUCACGAACCAGCGGUUCUUCGAUCUAGCGCUCGACGGAUACGACUUAUCUGUCGACCUGGUCAAGAACGUAGUCGUGGUUGGCGGGCAGGAAUUUUCUUUCAGUUUGAGCAAAAUGGAAAAGGAGCUGAUAGGGCUGGGAGGAAUUACACCUGGCUUCAUGAGGUUUGGCAAGCAAUUGUUCCAGGGGCUUUGCUCCAGCAGCCGGAGUCUAGCGGCGGGGCCCAAGGAGGGCGGCGCGGGUUGCUCAACGGGCAAGGCACUUGAGUGGUAA
This is a messenger RNA of Parascedosporium putredinis, 1329 nucleotides long. Lineage: Eukaryota; Fungi; Ascomycota; Sordariomycetes; Microascales; Microascaceae. The record is from the annotation of a GenBank genome assembly.